This is a messenger RNA of Rhincodon typus (whale shark), 693 nucleotides long. Its product is annotated as cytohesin-2-like. Lineage: Eukaryota; Metazoa; Chordata; Chondrichthyes; Orectolobiformes; Rhincodontidae. Gene Ontology annotation, molecular function: guanyl-nucleotide exchange factor activity. The transcript has 5 exons. The annotation marks the transcript as partial. Gene Ontology annotation, biological process: regulation of ARF protein signal transduction. The record is from RefSeq and is a predicted model, not a curated record.
ACAGUUCCUGUGGAGUUUCCGCUUGCCUGGCGAGGCACAGAAGAUUGACCGGAUGAUGGAGGCGUUUGCUCAGCGUUAUUGUCACUGUAACCCCGGGGUCUUCCAGUCCACAGAUACCUGCUACGUCCUGUCGUUUGCGAUCAUCAUGCUGAACACCAGCCUGCAUAACCCCAACGUUCGGGAUAAACCCACGGCUGAGCGCUUCAUCACCAUGAACCGGGGCAUCAACGAUGGUGGGGACCUGCCAGAGGAUCUGCUGAGGNACCUAUACGACAGCAUCAAGAACGAACCGUUUAAGAUCCCGGAGGACGACGGCAACGACCUGACCCACACUUUCUUCAACCCCGACCGGGAAGGGUGGCUGCUUAAACUCGGUGAGUGGACGGGGGCGUGGGGGUGGGGGAGGGUGACCGUCUCCGUCACCCGCACCCCACCCCUGCCCAGCAGGCUGGGGGGGAACCGGGCGGACAAAGAGCCCAGAGGCAUCAUUCCACUGGAAAACCUCAGUAUCCGUGAAGUUGAGGAUCCAAGGAAACCAAACUGCUUUGAGCUGUACAUUCCCAAUAACCGGGGCCAGCUGAUCAAAGCCUGUAAGACUGAAGCAGACGGCCGCGUGGUCGAGGGAAACCACAUGGUCUACAGGAUCUCAGCCCCGACUCCCGAGGAGAAAGAGGAGUGGAUCAAGUGUAUCGA